GCGCAGUACGGGGCCAGUAGAGGAAUGUAACGCUGCGCGCUUGCGCACUGCUCUUUUCGGAGGGGAAGCGGUUUGGUGCCCAGCACUGCACAGCUGCCGCUCAAUUUAAAGAGACAGACAUAAUUUUCAUUAACUAAUUUUAGCGCUCAAACGCACGCCCGCGCCUUCAUUGUCUUAAACUUUUUAACGGAGGUCAUGCAUGUAGAGAUGUUUAUUAAAUAUAGCUUUUUAAGUUAAGUGUCGUGGCUGAUCCGAGUCCAAGAUUUCGUAUGAUUUAGGGACAAUGGCGAAAAUUCAAGCUCAUCUACAGCAAAUAAGCCAACUCCAGGAGCAGGCCUACGUGGUACAAAAACAAGUGCAGCAGCAACACUUCCAAAAACUGAAGGUGGAAGAUGCUUUGUCCUAUCUGGACCAGGUUAAAAUCCGAUUUGGAAAUGAUCCUGGGAUAUACAAUAAGUUUCUUGACAUAAUGAAAGAGUUCAAGUCACAGAGCAUCGACACACCCGGUGUGAUCAGCCGAGUUUCUCAGCUAUUCCACGGGCAUCCCGACCUUGUGCUGGGAUUCAAUGCCUUCCUCCCUCCAGGAUAUCGGAUUGAAAUUCCCAAGAACGGAGUCGUCUCUCUGCAGUCUCCUCUGUCAGCCCAGGUGUCUCCUAGUCCUGUAAAGAAUGCUGCUGCUGCUGCCCCUGUUCUGUCUGCCGCAGCUUCCACCCUCAACGACACCGCCUGCAGCCACAGCGAGGGGACCAACUCCGUGUGCAGCCCUACAGAAUACCAGCGGAAGCUCACCUCCCCUCCCCUUAGCAAGGAGAAGGAGAGCCAGCCCCCACCCCCAACACUGCCUCUCCCCCAGCCCAGCGCCACAUCUCCCAGUCCAGACCCCAGCCCCAUCGAGUUUGACAGUGCCAUCAGUUACGUCAAUAAAAUCAAGAACCGCUUUCUCGACCACCCCGAAAUAUACAGGUCUUUUCUGGAGAUACUCCACACCUACCAGAAAGAACAGUUAGAUGUGAAGGAGUCCAAGGGAAGAGCUGGCAGUGGAAUGACAGAGGAUGGGGUUUUCUCUAAAGUAGCCAGUCUCUUUAAAGGACAAGAGGACUUGCUCUCAGAGUUCGGACAGUUCCUCCCUGACGCUAAACGAUCCCUGUUUACUGGGAGCGGGUUGACAGGAAAAGAUCACUUCAAGAAAAUGGAAGAGGGAGAAGACAUUUCGAAACACAGUAGAAAGAGAGUUCGACCAAUGCUGAUGCCUCAGGUUAAGAAAAAAAUGAAGCUGUGUACAAAAGAGCAGUCGUGUGCGUCUGCUGGAAAACACGGUGUUCUCCGGGAGUUCACUUUCUUUGACAAGGUGCGGAGGUUAUUUAAGAGCCAGGAAGUGUAUGAGAACUUUCUGCGCUGCAUUGCCCUCUUUAACCAGGAGGUGGUGUCUGGGGCUGAGCUCCUGCAGCUUGUAACUCCGUUCCUGGGUAAAUUCCCUGAACUCUUUGCUCAGUUCAAAUCUUUCCUGGGUGAUAAAGAGCUUUCACAUGCGCCGACCCUUCUGGCCGAUCGCUACACAGAGGGCAAUGGCAGAGACAUUGAUUAUGCUUCCUGUAAAAGACUGGGCUCCAGUUACAGGGCUCUGCCAAAAACCUACCAGCAGCCAAAAUGCACAGGCAGGACUGCAAUCUGCAAAGAGGUAUUAAACGACACCUGGGUUUCUUUCCCCUCCUGGUCUGAAGAUUCAACAUUUGUGAGCUCGAAGAAAACCCCGUACGAGGAGCAGCUGCACCGCUGUGAAGAUGAGCGCUUUGAGCUGGACGUGGUGUUAGAGACCAAUCUUGCCACGAUCCGUGUUUUGGAAAGUGUUCAGAAGAAACUGUCCCGCCUGUCCCCGGAGGACCAGGAGAAGUUCCGCUUGGACGAGUGCCUGGGCGGGACGUCUGAGGGGAUCCACCGCAGAGCCGUGUACCGGAUCUACGGGGACAAGGCCUCGGAGAUCAUAGAGGGGCUGAAGAAGAACCCCGCCAAUGCAGUGCCUGUGGUACUGAAGAGAUUGAAGGCGAAGGAGGAGGAGUGGCGAGAGGCUCAGCAGGGCUUCAAUAAGAUCUGGCGUGAGCAGUACGAGAAAGCGUACCUCAAAUCCCUAGACCACCAGGGAGUCCAUUUCAAACAGAACGACAUCAAGGCUCUCCGCUCCAAAAGUUUACUCAAUGAAAUUGAAAGCGUGUAUGACGAGCGGCAGGAGCAGAGCGCAGAGGAGGGCAGCCUGACCAGCAGCGAGCCGCACAUGGUCUAUCUGUAUGAGGACAAGCAAAUCCUGGAGGACGCGGCUGCCCUCAUCAUCUACCACGUGAAGCGCCAGCCCACCAUCCAGAAAGAAGACAAGGACCACAUCAAGAGGAUCCUGCAGCACUUCGUCCCUGACCUCUUCUUCUCCAAGCGGGGCGAGCUCAGCGAGUCGGAGGACUCCACCGAUGAGGAGCUCGAGAGCCAGGACCCGGCCAGGGGGCCCGAGCUGAACGGAGAGCCCAGGAGGAGGCGCUGCGGCUCUCCUCGCAGCACCAGCGCCUUCGGGGGGGAGAAGCUGGACCUGCGAGACAGCGAGGCGGAGCAUCAGAAGAACAUGGAUGGUGUCUACAAUCUAAUCUUCAUGAACAACAACUGGUACUUUUUCCUGCGGCUGCACCAGAUCCUGUGCUCGCGGCUGCUCCGGGUGUACCAGCAGGCAGAGAGGCAGCUCCUGCAGCACCGCGCCGACAAGGAGAGGGAGAAGGAGCUGGCAGAUGGGCGCAAGGAGAAGAUCAGCGACCUGGCCAUGGAGCUGAGACUCAAGCAGCCAAGUGAGGUGGAGCUGGAGGAGUACUACCCUGCCUUCCUGCACAUGGUGCGCAGCCUGCUCGAUGGGAAUCUCGACUCCAUGCAGUAUGAAGACACUCUGCGGGAGAUGUUCACCAUCCACGCCUACGUGGGGUUCACCAUCGAUAAGCUUAUACACAACAUCAUCCGGCAGCUGCAGCACUUGGUGAGCGAUGACGUGUGCCUGCAGGUGGUCGAGCUGUAUCUGAGCGAGCGGAGACGAGGGGCGGCUGGGGGAAGCCUCACGUCUCAGUGUGUGCGCGCAGGCUGGGAGACCAGCUACCAGUGGAAAGCAGAGCGCACUAUGGCAGAUGAGAACUGUUUCAAGGUGAUGUUUAUGCAGAGUAAAGGCCAGGUAACCAUGACGAUUGAACUGCUCGACACCGAGGAGUCCCAGACAGACGACCCUCUUGAUGUGCAGCACUUAGCAAGUUACAUGGAGCAGUAUGUGGGUGCCGAAGCAGCCCAGUGUCACCACAUGGAAGGAUUCUACUUCAAACCUGUCUUUCUACCAAGAAAUCUUCGGAAGUUCAGGAAGUGGCAGAUUAAACAGAUCACUGCGAUGAAGAGCAGGAGGGCCUGGCGGCUGGGUCUGGGGGUGGAGAGUGCCAGCAAUCUGGACUGCAGGUUCAAACUGAACACACACAAAAUGGUGUUCGUUAUGAACUCGGAGGACUACAUGUACAGACGAGGAGCCCUGGUGAAAGCCAGAAAGUCCCAGUACAUGGUUGCACAGACCCAACACCAGCGUUUCGGAGAGUGGCAUCAGAAGUGGCUGUCCCAGAACGUGACUGGCGAGAUGGACACCAUGGUACAGGACUGGUUAAUGGGGGAAGAGGAAGAGGAAAUGGUUCCAUGCAAAACCACGCGUGAGACUGUGCAUGUCAAUGGGAUCCCAGUACACAGAUACCAGGUGGACUACAGCAAGCAGCCCCCUUCACCGUGAACAGCGCCAGCUAAACCGACCCAUCUGAAAACUAUAUUGACUCUCAGUAUUGCAAAGCAGAACAACAGAACUGGUCACAGCGAGUGCAUAUCUCCUUUUUAAGUAUAAAUGUAGUUUUUAGCUCUCACAAGAGUAUUUUGUUUAUAUUUGUAUAUGUUUAUACUGAUGAGUACAAUCCAUGUCUGUUUUGUACAGUAUACUCUUAAUCCAAGCAUCUAUACAGCAUGCUUGCAAACUGAAUGAAAUCUAUCUAUCUAUUGUCAGGAAGAAACCGUCUUCUUAAAGCAUACAUGUUUUGUUACUGUUUAGAUUGUCUGUGCAUUGUAUAUGAUUACUUUAAGAGUUAAUUGAAUUUUUUUACAGCUCCUGUGUUGCCUCCCUGUUUAUGUAUUAUAUCUCAAAGGUCAUCUUGAUAUUCCUUCACUGAAGUAUAUUGUAAUUUUUUUUUUCCCAUAUUAAAAUCAGUGUUUGAACAGAAUGUAAGGCAUUUCCCUUUAAGUAGAAAAAUGAUCAUUAAAUAAAUCUUCAUUUUCAUGA
Polyodon spathula (Mississippi paddlefish) is the source of this 4321-nucleotide messenger RNA. RefSeq names its product paired amphipathic helix protein Sin3b-like. Gene Ontology annotation, molecular function: transcription corepressor activity. The coding region runs from base 284 to 3784 and encodes 1166 amino acids. Gene Ontology annotation, biological process: negative regulation of transcription by RNA polymerase II. Gene Ontology annotation, cellular component: chromatin. The transcript is spliced from 19 exons. The record is from RefSeq and is a predicted model, not a curated record. NCBI's taxonomy places the organism in Eukaryota, Metazoa, Chordata, Actinopteri, Acipenseriformes, Polyodontidae.